AAACUUUUGAGGUUCACCAUGUCAAUAGACAACUUUUGAGCUUCUCCAUGUCAACAGUCUUUUAAUGGAAAUGUCUGAACCCUUAACACCCUUUUUGUUCAUUUCUUUUUUUUUUCCAACGUUCAAUGUUUGAUCAAUAUCAGAUUUCAGAUUUCUUUUCAAAAUACAUAAAGCUGCUGUUUAUCCUAUAUCCAGAGAAACCACGGACAAAGCUCUGCAAGUUAAUAUUACUAUUGUGCUGAAAUAUUCAGUAUGUUGGGGAUAUAUGUACUUAAUCCAUGAUGAACGAUUUAAUUAUCUUUAUGAAAAGUCCAUUUGAGGUCAAGCUUAGUACGAACAAAACCUUUUUGUCCAACUGACUUCGUCUGCAAGCACCGAGAGGUUUUUUACUUUUUCAGCAAUUCUGAUUGAUCAAAAUGACGGUUCUUUUCAUCCUGAAGAAAAAGCCACAAAAGGGUAUGACACUAAAGGGAGCUAAUUGCAGAUAAUAGUUAGACCGUGAAGUUAAAAAAAGGAAAGAGACAAUGAUGGAGGAGGAAGUUUCAGACAAGGGAAAGAAAGCUAACAGAGACACUUUCACUGAUAUUGUGUUUUCUUGGUCCGUAGAGGAUAUUUUCAAUGAAAAUCUUUAUCAGAAUCAGGUUCAAGAAAUUCCGCUCUCAUUUUUCUCAGAGCAUCAUUAUUUUGAUUCAUUUAAGUUGCCAUUAGUGGAAGAAACAAGAGCAGAACUUUCUUCCAAGCUACAAGCUAUAUCCAGAGCCUCAUAUGCUGAAAUUGAAUCACUAGAGGAAACCAAUGCAAAUGGAAAAUCGUGCGUAUAUGAUAUCAAGGUUGAUUAUUGGAGAAACAACUUAAAUGAUGUUUACAGAAGAAAGCACUCAUACCGAGUGUUUCCUGGAGAUGUUUUUGUUUUGACAGAUGCUAAACCUGAAGGCAAUUCAGAUUUGGAAGCAGUAUUGGGAAAGAAAUGGACAUUGGCAUUGGCUGAAACAGUAAUGGAGGAUAAUGUUUCCUUAAAAAUACAAGCAUCUCAAGCUAAUGUGAUUGCAGCUGAAAAUGUCAUCAGGAAACAUUCAUGUUUGGUUUUCUUGAUGAAUAUAAGAACAAACGAAAGAAUAUGGAAUUCCCUAAACAUGAAUGGAAAUCUGUCAGUCGUCAGAGAAGUUUUGUGUUCAGAGCAGGUGCAGAAGAAUAUGAGGCUUUGUUCUGUACAGCAGAAUUGCUGCUUGGUGAAAGAAUAUGAUGCAUCUUCGCUGUCAAAUCUAGAUGAAUCACAAAAAAAGGCAGUUUUGGAUACACUUGGUAAAGUUCAGUGCAACUGCAAAGCUAGUGUUCAACUUAUAUGGGGUCCACCAGGGACAGGGAAAACUACAACCCUUUGUGUUUUGCUCCUCAAUUUGUCAAGAAUGAAGUGUAGGGUUCUUGUUUGCGCUCCAAGAAACAUUGCAGUUGCAGAAUUGGGUGUCCAUUUUCUAAAGCUAGUUAAAGAGUCACACAAGACAAGGAAUGCGAAGGAUUCUUUGUACCAUUCAUGGGGUGACAUUCUAGUAUUUGGAAAUUUAGAGGGGACGGAAGCUAUUUCAGAGAUAGAAGAGAUUCAUUUGGAAUAUCGUGUGAAAAAGCUUUUGGAGGUAUUUGAACCUUGUAGUGGUUGGAGGAAGUCUGUUAGGAAAAUGAUUGAUCUUGUUGAAGGUUGUGUUUCUGGGUAUAAUUUCUUCAAAAAUGAAACUGAAAUGAAGAAAAUCAGUAGCUUGAACGAUGCUAGCAAAGAAGUCUCCAAGUUUUUUCCAGAGUUCAUGAGAGAAAAAUUCAAUUCUCUGUCAUUGCAAAUUAAGUAUUGCAUCUCAAUUCUCUGUACGCAUUUGCCCAGAAAUUUCAUACCAGAUUAUAAUUUUGAACAAAUUUCUCAACUUGUUGCUUUACUUGAUUCAAUUGAAUUGCUGUUUUCUCAAAUAUAUGCAAAUUCCGAAGAACUUCUGGAUGUGGAUUUUUUGGAUUCAAAUAGAAUCGAGGGUGGUCAAUCUGUCAUGAAUACAUUAACCCUUUUUUAUUUGAGGACAAAGGAAUGUAUUUCUAGUCUUCAAGCUCUGCUUCGUUUCUUUGAUAGACUUCUUCCAACCACCAUGGAUACAUCUUCAGCAAGGGAUUUCUGUUUCAGGAUGGCUUCCUUAAUAUUUUGCACUUGUUCUUCUUCAUAUGAACUGCAUUCAAUGAUAAUGGAGCCACUGAACUUGUUAAUAAUUGAUGAUGCUGCGCAGUUAAAGGAGUGCGAAUUGUCCAUUCCCUUGCAACUACCGGGUCUGAAACGUGCUAUUCUUUUUGGUGAUCAUUGCCAAUUAUCAGCAUCCGUCAGCAGUAAUGUUUCUGCAAAUGCUGGUCUAGCAAGAAGCUUGUUUGAACGCAUGAUCUUGAUGGAUGUGCCAAAGAAUGUUUUGGACGUGCAGUAUAGGAUGCAUCCUUUCAUUAGUUCCUUCCCAAAUUCUAAGUUCUAUGCGAACCAAAUAUCAGAUGCACCGAAUGUUAGACGAAAAGAUUACUGUAAACACUACCUUCCAGGACCACUUUUUGGCACCUAUUCUUUCAUUAAUAUUUCUUGUGGAAAAGAAGAAAUGGACGAUGCUCAAUAUAGCAGAAAAAAUAUGCUUGAGGUUGCUGUUGUGGUAAAAAUCAUAGACAAUCUAUACAAAGCCUGGAAGGAGUUAAAACAGCAGCUCAGCAUUGGUAUAACAUCUCCAAGCACAGCGCAAGUACUUGAAAUACAGGAGAGACUUGAAGAUAAGUACAAGUGCUUUGAUGGGUUUAAAGUGAAAGUGAGGCCAAUUAAGGCAUUACAGGGUGAAGAAGAAGACAUAAUAAUUUUGUCCACUGUAAGAUCAAAUCGUGGUGGUUCAAUUGGACUACUUUCUGAUCACCGGAUAACUAAUGUUGCUUUGACAAGGGCCAGACACUGUCUUUGGAUUUUGGGGAAUGAAAGAGCCCUAUCCGAAAGUGAGUCAGUCUGGACAUCUAUUGUACAUGAUGCUAAGGAUCAUCAGUGCUUCUUCAACGUCGAUGAAGAUGAAAACCUUAUGAAAUUUAUAAUAGAAGUCAAGAAAGAGCUGGAUCAAUUUGAUGAAUUGCUUGAUGCUGAUAGUUUUAUUUUCAGAAAUGCUAGAUGGGAGGUUCUGAUAAGUCAAAACUUCAAGAGCUCAUUCCAAAAAAUUAAGUCAUUUCAAAUGAAGAAGCUAGUAGUCAAUCUGUUACGGAUGCUUGCUAGUGGUUGGAGGCCAAAGAAAAGGAAAAGAAACAUAAUCUGCGAACUGUCAAAGCAGAUUUUGAAACAAUUCAAAGUUAAGGAUCUAUAUGUUGUUUGCAGCGUUGAUAUUGUAAAGAGAUCAUCAUACAUCCAAGUCUUGAAUGUUUGGGAUAUACUGCCAUUGGUAGAAAUUCCAGACUUGGUUAAGCGUCUUGAUAUCGUAUUCUGUACAUACACCGAUAAGUUUCUUAAUCACUGCAAGCAAAAAUUUUUAGAAGGAGAUCUUGAAGUUCCUCUGAGUUGGGAAGCUUCCAAUGAUAUUGUCCGCCAUAAGAGCUCUAGCGACAUUGAAGGAGCAAAUGAGUUUAACACUGAAGCUCUUAACAGAACAAAUAGUUGCAGCAGCUUGUUACAGAUGAAAUUCUUCUCCUUGGCGUCCGGGAUUGCAAGUCAUUUGCUCUCUAGCUGUGAUGGUGAAGAAAUAGAAUUUCCAUUUGAACCAAGUAGCGAAGAAACAGAGAUUAUUCAUUUCAAUAGAAGCUCCUUUGUACUUGGUAGAUCAGGGACUGGAAAAACAACUAUUUUGAUUGGAAAGUUAUUUCAGAAAGAGCAGCUGCAUCAUAUAGCUUCAGAAGGUUUUCAUGAAUUAAACUGUUGUCCUUCCAAGGAUAAUAAAACAGAGGAUGGUGAAAGGGCUGAAGAUAUCGAGGAAUCUCAUCUAAGGCAAAUUUUUGUCACAUUUAGCCCUAACCUUUGUUAUGCUGUUAAACAACAUAUUUCAGGCUUGAAAAGAUUUGCUUGUGGUGGGAAUUCUUCGAAAGAGAGCACAACGGCUCGUUUGGAUGACAUUGAUGGAUCCAUGGAGUUUACAGAUAUACCAGAUUCUUUUAUUGAUCUGCCUCCAAAAUUAUACCCACUUGUUAUAACUUUUCAUAAGUUCCUCAUGAUGCUGAAUGGUACAGUAGGCAAUUCAUUCUUUCAUAGAUUCCCUGAAGCAAGAGGGCCUUCUCAUGGCAAUACAAGAAGUUCAAAGUCACUGGCUCUGAAAACUUUUAUUAGAAUGAAGGAGGUUAAUUUUGACAAAUUCAAAUCAUCUUACUGGCCCCAUUUCAGUAUGCACCUACCCAAGAAUCUUGAAUCGUCCACUGUUUUCACAGAAAUAAUGUCUUAUAUAAAGGGUAAGUUGCAAACUGGGAAGGCUUGUGAUGAUAAACUUCGGAGGGAUUACAUUUCACUAUCCAAUAGGCGGGUUUCAAAGUUGAGCAUGGAAGAAAGAGAAAUAGUAUAUGACAUUUUUCUAAAAUAUGAAAAGAGAAAGAUGGAAAAUGGUGAAUAUGAUUUGGCAGAUUUAGUUUCUGAUCUUCAUCAUCGACUCAGAGAAAACAAAUAUGAGGGCGACAAAUUGGAUUUUGUGUACAUUGAUGAGGUUCAGGAUCUAACCAUGAGACAAAUUUCGCUAUUCAAAUAUUUAUGCAGAAAUGUGGAUGCUGGCUUUGUUUUCUCGGGUGACACUGCCCAGACAAUAGCCAGGGGGGUUGAUUUUAGAUUUGAAGAUAUAAGAAGUCUUUUCUAUGAGGAAUUUGUGAUGAAAUCCAGUUGUGAAGAGGCUUACAGGACAAGUAAGCAUGUUAAAAUCGCUGACAAUUUUCAAUUAAGCCAGAAUUUCCGUACACAUGCUGGUGUUUUGAAGUUGGCUCAAAGUGUCAUUGACCUCCUGUAUUAUUUCUUUCCACAAUCUAUUGAUGUCUUGAACCCCGAGACUAGUUUGAUUCAUGAGAAAACUCCAGUUUUAAUUGAAUCUGAGAACAUCGAAAAGGAUUUUACUAAAAUGUUCGAAGCUUUUGGAGGUUCUGGCAAUAAUCUUACAGGUUUUGGAGCAGAGCAGGUGGUAUUAGUACGAGAUGAAAAUAUUAAGAAUAAAAUUUUGAACUCCAUUGGAAAGCAUGCCCUUGUUCUGACUAUAAUGGAAUGCAAAGGCCUGGAGUUUCAGGAUGUGUUGCUGUACAAUUUGCUUGGUUCAUCACCUCUGAAAAAUCAAUGGAGAGUCAUAUACGAGUAUAUGCAGGAAAGAAAUCUCUUGGACCCUGAUUCUGCAAAAUCUAUUCAAAUUUUCAAUCAGGCAAAACACAAGCUUUUAUGUUUUGAGCUGAAGCAGUUAUAUGUAGCCAUUACACGUACAAGGCAAAGGCUAUGGAUCUUUGAGACUAUGGAGGAGCACCAUAAACCUUUAUUUGACUACUGGAAGAAAUUGAAAGUUGUCCAAGUCGGAGAUUUUCAUGAGUUACACGUGAAAGAUAUCCAAGUUACAAGCUGCAAAGAGGACUGGGAGUCACGCGGUGUCAAGCUUUUUCAUGAGUGUAACUAUGAAUCUGCAAAAAUGUGCUUUCAAAGAGCAGGCAAUACAGUUUGGGAAGAGUUGGCUGAGGCUGCUAGCCUCCGAGCUUCUGCUCAGCAUAUAAGUAGUUCAGAUACCAAAAAGGCUCAUAUAUAUCUCAAGAAGGCUGCUAAAUUAUAUAUUUCAAUUGGAAAAUUUGAGCUAGCUGCGCAAUGUUACUAUGAGUCGAAUGAGUAUGAAGAAGCAGGUACCAUUUAUCUGGAGAAAUGUGGGGACUCUAGGCUGGAAGAAGCUGGAGAGUGUUUUACUCGGGCAAGAUCUUACAAGCUUGCUGCUGAUGCAUAUGCAAAGGGCAAGCUAUACUCAAAUUGCAUUGAUGCUUGCAUUCAGGGAAAGUUAUUUGACGAGGGGUUAAAGUACAUCCUUCUCAGGAGAAAGGACGCAACCGAGAGUAAGAAGACAAAAAAAUACAUUCGUGAAAUAGAGGCCAAGGAACAGGAGCUUUUGGAAGGUGCUGCACGAAGUUACAAAAAUCUUAAAGAUAACAACAAAAUGAUGAAAUUCGUUAAGGCUUUUUGUUCUAAGGAUUUAGCUCGAUCUUUCUUAAGGAAUGAAAAUCUCCUUGAUCAGCUUCUGAAAUUGGAAUGUGAAUGGGGUUGCUUUCUAAAUGCUGCAAGCGUAGCAAAGCAAAUUGGAAAUCUUAUGCUUGAGGUUGAACUGCUUGAGAAGGCUGGACAUUUUAGAGAAGCGUCGUUAGCUAUUCUACUCCAUGUGUUUGCCAAAUCUUUUUUGGCAGGUGGAAGCAAUGGCUGGACCAUGGUGAAAUUUGCAGAAAAGCAGGAGCUUUUAGAUAAGGCUAAAGCAUUGGCAAAGAAAGUUUCACCCUUCUUCUUUGAGUUUGUCUGUUUAGAGGAAAAUAUUUUCUCAGAAAAAGAAGUCCCGUUGUCCAAUUUGAUGCAAUUAUUUAGUGAUUCUGUGAGGCUUCAAAGUGUUAGAGGGGAAUUCUUAUGUUCCCUAAAAAUUCUGACGGUUCAUUUUGAUUUUGUGUGUUCGAAGUAUUUGCAGAACCAUGAUUUGUCUGCUGAUCUGAAAACACAUGCAGAAGGGGUUUUGUCAAUGAACCAAGUUUCUGUUGAUACACUGGUUUACUUUUGGAAUAUUUGGAAGCAGAAUAUUGGGAAGGUUUUUGGGUAUCUCAGCUGUCCUGAAAACCAAAGUGUUUGGGGAGAGUUCUGUUUGAGCUACUUGGGUGUGAGGAAGCAGUUUCAAAAAAAGAAGGUCACCUAUAUUUUGCAUUGUUCUGAUGCCUACUGGAUAAGCAAAAGUGAUUAUCCAAAUCUGCGGCCAAAGGGGAAAUCAGUAAACUUGAAUCCUGACCAGUUUGCUAAUGCUGCUCGCAAUUAUUGGAGCUCAGAAAUGACCAGUGCUGGUAUAAAGGUGUUAGAAAAGCUUAGAUCCCUUUAUGAGUUGUCAACAAAGGAAUCCUUGGCUAUACAUCACAAGAGCAUCAUUCUUAUCCGUAUGUUUGAAGUUGCUAACUCUCUCAUCAAGUCCAAGUUUAUGCACCACGAAUAUAUGCUUAAGGUUAAGGACUACCUUGAGCUAUCUGGAGAUCGCUUGUUUAGGACUAUAUUUCCCCUGGAUUUGAGAAAUUCAUCAACAAAGAAUAUGGUUAACCUGAGGGGCAGAGGUGAAGUCAAGAAUGCUGUCCGAGAAAUCUUCAACAGAAACAUUAGCUCAAAAAGUCAUCUGUCCCUCGGGGAAAUUGUGAAUCUGGUGAUGAUGGUUAUGAGAGUGUCUAGAAAACUUGGUGGUGAACUAUGUCAACAAAUUUCUGAGAGGUCUAAAAAUCAUCCAUUGUGGAGAUCAUGCAUUGUAAGUUUGGAGGAGAACUUGAGACUAGAAUCAAAGCCGGGGUCUUCAUCUGCUAUUUCCCUUCAUCCUCGGAAACAUGUUUCUCUUGUUGAAAAUUUCCAUAAAGCUUUGAGAAACACUUACUUUUCAGACUUAAUAACUGAGAGUGUAUCACCAGGAUGUCUCAUGUACCUCGUCGAGCGCCUUCUGCUUCUAGUGUUCUACUCUCAAGGAUACUUUUUCUCUACAAAAUCAACAUUUCUUGAAUGGCUUAUACAUGAGGAUUGGAAUCCAAAAAUCAGUAGACGUGCUGCAUUUGAUUGGCAGUCACGUUUUGUUACUGUCCUUGACCUUGUGGCAGGCAUAGUUGAAGAACUUCUAUGUAAUGAGCAGGAUGCCAUCAAAUGGAUUCAAAGUUCUAAAAUUAGCUCAGAAUUCCAUCCAGUGCUGGUGUUGAGAUUGUUCACUGUUUUGUGCUUACUUUGUUUGAACUCGAGGAAGUAUUUUGAGUUACUUUUCAAGUUACUAGAAAACAAAGAGAUUUCUUCAAAACUACCACAACAGUUUUGCAGAACCAUUCAAAGACUGAAGCCAGGAUAUUUGAAUGCGAAUGUUAAUGUCUUUGCAGAAGCUUUUGGAAAGAUUGGAAAUCCAUUGGUGAUAGUGAGGUCAAGAAAAAAAUGCUUAAACUUUGAAUGCCAAAAUGCCAUCUUUGUAGACUUGAAUGUUGACUAUGGCAGAGACAAGUUGAUGAGCAUAAUGUUGUAGCUCAUGUUCAGGUUUUCUUCAGCCAGAACUAAAAAAAGUAUAUAUAUAUAUAUAUAUAUAUAUGUAUAUAUGGUUGAGGUGAAAAUUUCUGCUUUAUUGUAGAACUCAAUUUCCUUGGUGUUCAUCACUUCCAAAUUUUCUUUUUACUGUUUUUAAAAGUUUGUACAUUUAUCAAUAUAAUGUGAUGAGUCCAUUGCCAUAAAAAAUGAAAAGUAAUUUAUCAACUGAUGAUGGCAUCUUGGUAUCUUUCUAUCUUUAAGGAAAAAAUAAAAAAUAAAAAAACAGUUCAGUUAAAUAA
Messenger RNA from Ziziphus jujuba (common jujube), 8490 nucleotides. RefSeq lists its product as uncharacterized. The record is from RefSeq and is a predicted model, not a curated record. Lineage: Eukaryota; Viridiplantae; Streptophyta; Magnoliopsida; Rosales; Rhamnaceae. The transcript is spliced from 14 exons. Bases 525 to 8192 code for a protein of 2555 amino acids. Gene Ontology annotation, molecular function: ATP binding; helicase activity.